This is a messenger RNA of Anopheles nili, 2024 nucleotides long. It is a transcript of the gene sea, whose product is annotated as putative tricarboxylate transport protein, mitochondrial. Gene Ontology annotation, biological process: mitochondrial citrate transmembrane transport. NCBI's taxonomy places the organism in Eukaryota, Metazoa, Arthropoda, Insecta, Diptera, Culicidae. The record is from RefSeq and is a predicted model, not a curated record. The transcript has 2 exons. Bases 1 to 987 code for a protein of 328 amino acids.
AUGGAUCGGUUAGGGCUAGGAUCGGCAUUUGGCCAGCCACCAAGGCACACUAGUCAGUUCCGCAACCCAUUCGGCAGACGACCGUGGAUGGAACAAAGCGGUGCGGCGGCGGCUGCCCCCGGAGCCAAAGGACUAAAAGGGAUCGUGGCGGGCGGCAUCACGGGUGGCAUCGAGAUCUGCAUCACCUUUCCGACCGAGUACGUGAAGACGCAGUUGCAGUUGGACGAAAAAGGCGCAACCAAGCGGUACAACGGCAUCAUGGACUGCGUAAAGCAAACGGUCAAAACGAACGGCGUGUUGGGGCUGUACCGUGGCCUCAGCGUGCUGCUAUACGGUUCGAUCCCGAAGUCCGCCGUUAGGUUCGGUGCAUUCGAAAGCCUGAAGGGACGGCUGAUGGACACGAAUGGGCAGCUAAGUACGUCCGGGAAGUUGUUGGCCGGUCUCGGAGCAGGUGUCGCUGAAGCCAUCCUGGCCGUGACACCGAUGGAGACGGUGAAGGUGAAGUUUAUCAACGAUCAGCGUAGCGCAACACCCAAGUUCCGAGGCUUUUUCCACGGUGUGGGCAUGAUCGUGCGACAGGAAGGUCUGUCCGGAGUUUACAAAGGCCUCACGGCGACCAUCUUGAAACAGGGAUCGAACCAAGCCAUCCGGUUCUACGUAAUGGAGACGCUGAAGGACAUGUACAAGGGUGACGAUCCUUCCCGUCCGGUACCGAAGAUGGUGGUCGGUGCAUUCGGUGCCGUUGCUGGAGCCGCUUCCGUCUUCGGUAACACGCCGAUCGAUGUGGUGAAGACGCGCAUGCAAGGACUUGAGGCGGCCAAGUACCGGAACACGGCUGACUGUGCGCUUCAGAUCUGGAAGAACGAGGGCCCAAUGGCGUUCUAUAAGGGCACGGUACCGCGGUUGAGCCGCGUCUGUCUGGAUGUCGCGAUCACGUUCAUGAUCUACGACUCGUUUAUGGAUCUGUUCAACAAGUUCUGGCGCUAAACGGUCCGUUUUCGCUGCGUCGCACGAAUUACAUGACAGUGACAGCAAGCGGAAGGAUUCAGGAUUAGCGUAGGAGCAAAGAGCUAAUGGGGGGAAGGGCCAUUCGUCAAGACGGUUUCUUACGGAUAAUAUUGCCGAUCGACAUUCCGAAGCACAUUCAGGGAAUUUAUUUAAUAGUGUUAGGACACGGCGGGUUUUAAGCGCGCCCCCAAUUCGUUCCCAUGCCAAACGGCAAUUGUAUCGUGUAGUUUUUUUUGAAGCACGAAGCAGUAGGUUUAAGACAAUACACAACAUACCCCUUUAAAAGGCGUAGGGGCCGAGAAACCUAGUGCACACACAUCAAUGUUAGGGGUUUUUGAGUAGCAAAACGCACUAGUCGUUAAAUACACUUCCCUUGGCCCAUAGUAGCAUCAUUUUUUGCUACACGACGAGUUGAAGUACGUUGAUAGAAUCGCAACAUCCGGAAGGUCCUUCAAGUUGGCCUUCAGGGGCAUCGAUCCUUCACAGGGGGCACAAAACACAAUUUACAUCAAAACGAGAGGCGCAUAUUAACGGCCAUAUCUGUCUAACAGAAUUACCGCACUAGUUUGUCCUGACGACGUCCAAAAAGAAAAUCCGUAUAUUGUUUUAACAGCGGUUUCGUGAGCAAAGUACUUUAAUUAUACGCUUAAGGCAAGGGUUAACCGUACGCAUUCCGUUUUUUUUUCUUUGGUUGUCUGCUAAUAUAUCCUCUGCGCGCUAGUAAACGCACUUUCCAUGAAAACGCUUCGUUCCCGUUGCUUUUAUAUUGUUAUUUCGUUUGGCUUGUUCAUCAACGUCUGUGUUCCGGUUGCAUUUAGCUUUUGGGACAUGCAUAAACGCCUUUACGAUUCCCGAUUCGUAUUUAUGUAUACACAGUCCUACAUGUACGCACGUUUAUACAACGUUCUAGCGUAAAUGCCGUGUUCUUUGUAGAGUCAACAAUGUUUAGUCUGUAUCUAUUGCAGAAAUAAAAUUAUAUGUCGAGCGAUAGAAGAAUCUACGCCUAACGAAGCAAA